Molecule: messenger RNA, 1801 nt
Organism: Oryzias melastigma (Indian medaka)
Lineage: Eukaryota; Metazoa; Chordata; Actinopteri; Beloniformes; Adrianichthyidae
Gene: trmt10c
Product: tRNA methyltransferase 10C, mitochondrial RNase P subunit
Exons: 2
Coding region: 202-1710 (502 amino acids)
Biological process (GO): positive regulation of mitochondrial translation; mitochondrial tRNA 5'-end processing
Cellular component (GO): nucleus; mitochondrion; nucleoplasm
Molecular function (GO): tRNA binding
Source: RefSeq, a predicted model, not a curated record
CAUAAACGUCUUUUGUUCAUCACUGAAAAGCUUCCGUUUGGAAACAAAUACGACACAUUACAGUGCAACACGCUGAAACAACGUGACCUUCCUCCAGAUAUGAACAAUCUUGUUCGUUAACACAUGGUGGAUCGUCAAAGCGUGGAUGUAUUCCGGUUUUACCUAUCAAGACAGGAUAACGUGAAUUGAUUCAUUUAAAAAAUGCUUCGACAUUUAUUCACUAAAGGUUGUAAUGGAUUACGGAUUAGUUGUCAUUUAGUGCCACGCAGGAGGCACGUACGGAGUGUCUUGCCCCUCACCUGCGCCGGACUACAACAAAUAUCCAUCCGCCGCUUCUGUGCGGGACACCCUGCAGAGAAAGAUGCUCUCCAAACCAAAGAGGACAAAUCAGGGCAAGCAGAAUCAAUAAAUUUGAAUCAAUGGAAGAUGGUUAUGAGAUCUCAAGCUAAAAAAGUUGAUGAAGACUUUGAAGGGAGCAAAGAUGAAGAUCUGGAUGAAGAUGGAGAUGACUGCAAGCCCAGUUCUUCUCUGGAAGCAACCCGUGAAAUGGUGUCAAUGUGGCGACAAGCAGGUAAACUUGUGCCUCAAGAAAUGACUGAAGAUGAGGUUCAAACGUUGUCUGAGCUCACUACCAAGUCCUCCAGAAAGAAGUAUCUAAAGUAUCUGGCUAUCAGGGAGGGCCACAGACUGUCCCGCAAGGAGAAACAGGUGCAGAGGAGAGCAGAAAGAGAAGCUGCAGUGAAAGAGAAAGAAAACAGUGCAGAUGAUGGAUCUGAUCAGGAGGGGAGCAAAAUCCAAAACUCACUUUUCCUUAAGUUUUGGGGACAUUCUUUUGACAGAGUGUAUGCUUGGAGAAUUGCUCAGGCCAUGCUGUUCGACCAACCACUCGUGUUUGACUUCAGCUACGAGUCCAACAUGUCUCGGCGAGAGGUAGAAAACACGGUGUCCCAGAUGCUGGAGGUGGAAGGGUGGAACCGGCGUGCCAUCAACCCCUUUCACCUCCAUUUCUGCAACCUGCAGCCAGACGGGUCUUACCACCGGGAGUUGGUCAAACGGUACACUCCAGAAGUUUGGGAUCGCUUGCUCGUCACCAGCACUGAGCGCCACUAUAUUGAUCUGUUCCCCAGAGAACAGCUGGUCUAUCUCACUGCAGACUCGCCCAACGUUCUGCACUCCUUUGACCACUCCAAGAUCUACAUCAUCGGAGCCUUGGUGGACCGGUCAAUCCAGCCAGGGCUGUCCCUGGCUAACGCCAAGCGCCUAAAGCUGGCCACGGCACGCUUACCUCUGGAUGAGUUUCUUCACUGGGAAAGUGGAGCCAAAAAUUUGACUCUGGAUCAGAUGAUCCGUAUCAUGCUCUCUAUCAAGGUCACUGGGAAAUGGGAGGAAGCGUUAACGUUUGUGCCUGGGAGGAAGCACGAUGGUUUCUACCAACACCAGACAAAACCUUUGAGUACAAAUAAGACAACCAGAGGUUUCACAAAUCAGAGACAGAGAGAGCAUGCUGACAGGCCACUAAAGUUUAAAAAGAGACAGGAGGAAAGGACAUUUACGACCCCCAACCUGUCCAAAUGGGAGCUCAGUGGAGACAGAACGAUUGGUGCUAAAGAAAAAUCUUCGUCUGGUACUAGAAUACGGACAUCACUGAAAAGUAACAUGGAAAACAGAAAAGGUGCAGAUAGAAGCAAGACGGGGUGGCAAGAUGACUGAUGUAAACAAAUGUUGGUCAACGAAAAAUGUAUUUGUGUCUGUUUUUAUAAAAUGUUAAAUUUAGGCAAAUAAAAGGUUGGAAUUUGGUGUU